This is a messenger RNA of Acanthamoeba castellanii str. Neff, 840 nucleotides long. Its product is annotated as phosphate regulon sensor kinase PhoR. Gene Ontology annotation, molecular function: phosphorelay sensor kinase activity. The transcript is spliced from 3 exons. Gene Ontology annotation, biological process: signal transduction; phosphorylation. NCBI's taxonomy places the organism in Eukaryota, Discosea, Longamoebia, Acanthamoebidae. The record is from RefSeq and is a predicted model, not a curated record. The coding region runs from base 1 to 840 and encodes 279 amino acids.
AUGACAGAGCUGCGCACGCCCAUGCACGGGAUCAUUGCGAUGAGCGACGAGCUGAUGAAGAUGCCCAGCCUGGAGCGCGGGGCGCAGGAGGCGGCCGAGAUCGUGAACGAGUGCGCCGACCACCUCCUCUCGCUGCUCGACAACAUACUCGACUUUGCGCGCAUCGAGUCGGGCAAGCUCGAGUUCGAGAACGUCCUGUUCGACCUGCCCCUCAAGAUGGCCAAGACCGUGAACCUCCUCGCCGCCCACGCCAAGAACAAGCAGAUCGUGCUCGAGGUCUCCUCCGCCUUGUCCGACCCGCACCGCGUUGGUGACUCGGUGCGCGUCAGGCAAGUGCUGUUCAACCUCCUCUCCAACUCCAUCAAGUUUACGCCGCCCGGCAAUCGGAUCACGCUCGAGUUCUGCGAUGCGCGGGUGGCGAAUCCUCGCGAGGGCGAGCCGUGCGGCGAGCUGGGGGAAGGGGUCGUGUUCUUCCGCGUGACGGACACGGGCAUCGGCAUCCCCGAGAAGCAGCUCCACCGCCUGUUCAAGAGCUUCUCGCAGGUGGACAAGUCCAUCUCGCGCAAGUUCGGCGGGACGGGCCUCGGGCUGGCCAUCUGCAAGCACCUGGCCCACGGCAUGGGCGGCCAGAUCGGGGUCAGCUCCCAGCACGGCAAGGGCUCGACGUUCUGGUUCACCGCGGCGCUGCCGGCGGCGAGCCCCGACGACAGCGAUUGCAGCAUCACCAGUAGCAACAGCAACAGCAACAACAACAGCGACGAAGAAGAAGAGGAGGAGGUGAAGGCCACGCUUAUCGGCGGUAGCGGCGAUGUGCCCUUCGAGUGCAGGACCACCGCUUGA